Messenger RNA from Mugil cephalus (flathead mullet), 4906 nucleotides. RefSeq names its product glypican-5-like. Lineage: Eukaryota; Metazoa; Chordata; Actinopteri; Mugiliformes; Mugilidae. The transcript has 11 exons. The coding region runs from base 378 to 2288 and encodes 636 amino acids. Gene Ontology annotation, biological process: cell migration; regulation of protein localization to membrane; positive regulation of canonical Wnt signaling pathway. Gene Ontology annotation, cellular component: plasma membrane; extracellular region; cell surface. The record is from RefSeq and is a predicted model, not a curated record.
CGGCAACUUGUUUCAAAUUCGAGUAAAAAUAGUUAUUUAUAUAUAUGUGUGUGUGUGUAAUGUUGCCAAGUUAUUGUUGCUGUUUCCAUCUCUGUUUUAUGGCAGCAAAUAGAUCAGAUGAAAUGGCAUUUCGAAAGUAUUUUGAGUGCACACGUUAAUUAAGUAAUUGAGGUAAAGUGAGGGAGGGAGCCACAGAGGGAGGGAGGAGGGAGGGAGGAGGGCGCUGAGCCUGACGGCGGCUCCAGACCCUCCAGUCCAGACCCUCCAGACAGGCUCUCCGGCGGGCUGCAGAUGAACUCCACAGUCACACUGCACCGUGGGACUUUCGGAAAUUCACAUUAACCGGUCCAGGCUCUUCUCCCGACUGACAUGUUGCGAUGUUCCGUGCAGCCUUGCAAAACGCGGACUUGUUUUGGGUAACUUUGUUGUGCUUUGUUCUUGUGCCGGAGACUGGCUGUGGAUCAGCCGAUGCGGACAGCUGUCAUGAGGUGAAGACAGCCUACAUGAUGCGCCAAAUAGGACCGGUGGAGCUGGUGCCAGACAGGCCAGGAACAGACGACUCUCUCCAAGUGUGCGUCCACCCCGGGCCGAGCUGCUGCACCAGCAGGAUGGAGGACAGCUACAUGGCGGCCGUUCGCAGCGAGACGCAGCAGAAGAUGCGCUCCUACAGCUUCGAGCUCAAGUACCUGAUCGGCGGACACACCAAGGCCUACCACGAGACCUUUGAGUCACUCGUGUCCUUUACAUCUAAUCUGACCAGCACUCUGUUCGACAGCGCCUACUCCUCUCUGGCAUCCGACUGUCGCCCGCUUGUGUCUCAGCUCUUCAGCGACAUCAGACGGCACCUUUCCGGAGACUCCAACUCCUCCCUGGACAGCGCUGUGCGGCGAUUCUACAACGACCUCUUCCCGCUGGUCUACCGCCGCCUACUCAACCCUGGGAUUGGCCACAUGUCAACCCAGUCCCACUCCUCCUUUUCGACCCAUCAAGACGACUGUCUGCGGAUGACCCGGCAGGAUGUCAGCCCGUUUGGACUCCAUCCGCGCCUCCUUGUUGCCAGCCUGUCCCGCGCGCUCGGGCACGGUCGAGCGCUCAGCCGACUGCUGCGGCUGGCUGGAGAGGUUGUGAAUGCUACCGAGAGGGCCACGUUGUCCAGGGAGUGUGGUCGGGGGUUAGUGAGGAUGCAGUACUGUUCCCACUGCAGAGGGCUGACGCUGAUACGGCCCUGCACUGGACUGUGCGUCAACAUCAUGAGAGGAUGUCUGGUGGGUGUAUCGGAGCUGGGUGUCCCCUGGGGGAGCUUGGUGGUGUUGCUUCAACGGUUAGCUGCUACUUUAGCAACCAGCAGCAACCACAACAGCAUGGAGUUAGCCCUGCUAGCGGUCCGGAACCACGUGAACGACGCCAUACUGCACGCUCAGCUGCACGGGCCUCACAUCACAGCCACAGUAGAGAAGGUGUGUGGUCCCGAAGGAGCUGGUCCCGUGAUGACGAGCGCACGACCCACCGCCGCACACACCACAACCUCUGUGACACCUGCUACAUCAGUGACCACUGCCAGGUCACCUUCGUCUUCGCCUCCCUCGGUCGCUCCUUCCUCUCAUAGGCGUUUGCAGCUCCAGUCCUGGAAGUCAUUCCCUCUCAAAGGCUCAAGAGGAGACAAGAGUCGGAGCCUGAAAAAAUUGUCCAGGGAGUUUGAGGGCUCCAUCCAGCGGUACCAGUGGUUCUUCUCAGAGCUGCCCGAGAUGCUUUGUGAGAGUGAGAUGGAGGUCGAGCAGCACACAUGCUGGAGCGGCCAAGACGUCGUGGAGAGUUAUGCAGGUCGUGUGGUUGGCAGCACAUUAAAAGCCCAGAGGGAGAAUCCGGAGAUGACCGUCCGCAAUACGGAUCAUGUCCUGAAGGGGGCGAAACAGAGGCUGGAGCAGCUAACACAGGAGCUGUUAGUGGAGCUCGGCUGGGCCGGCAAAGCGAGAGGAAGGGGUGAAGAAGAGGAGGGCGGCAGCGCGCAGACAGACGGGGGAAGCGGAGACGACUGUGACGACGAAGAUGGCUGUGAAGCAUCUGGUGAUGACGCAGGUGAUGCAUCCAGUGGUCGGAUUCCGGGAAAGAAGGCCGCGGCUCCUCCUCCCCCUCCUCCUCCUCCUCCUCCUCACCAACGCCCGGUCUCUCCUCAUCACCUCUCACCUCCACAGGUGCCCGUUAAGGCCUCGGCCCCCGCGGUGACUGUCGACCCUCUGACCCUGGUGACCCUGCUGCUUCUGCUGCUGUCGCCAUGGGAACCACGCUGACCACACAGAGGCAGGUUCUGCGAUGGACAGAGACAGAAAGGCAGCCACACGCUGUGUGUUUUGUGGUGUCGUUGGGAUACUUUUCUGUAAGCGCAGCUCGACCGCUCUGAUUGUUUUGGGGUUUGUUGUGGCCUAGCCGGCGGGACAAGCUCUUAUUUUGACGGCUGCAGGUGCGCAGUAUGAAUUUUUUGUAUUACCUGUACUGACCUCUACAUGUGUUUAUUUGUAUUUAACUCUGAUAGGUUAGACUGCACAGCACUACUGACUUUUUUUUGUUUUUUUGUUUUUGGACGAAAGAUGUAAAUACAAAUAUAUAUAUAUUAUAUAUUUAUACGAAAAAAUGUCUAUAGAUAAAAAGAAUUGAUGUGUAAAUAGAGAUUAAUAUAGAACAGAGAAGACUUGGACGUUAAGGGAUGUUUGGUUAGGUUUGACCUUUACAUGAUGUAUCUCCCACUGAGAUUUGAGAAGAUGCAGCAAUAGUUCAAGCGGAAGACCUUCACUUGUAAUACUCCAGUGUUUUAAUAACAAAGGCACACCAGCGAGGAUAUAUUAAUAUGAAAAGAAACUGCCUGGGCAUGUUCUUAAAAGGCGAAGCAGCCAAUUAUGUGAUUGUUCAGACCAUAUGGUCAUGCUGUGUAAUGAAGGUUUUGACGGUUUGGUCUGUCAGUUUGUGCAGACUUAAGCCAAACCAGCACUUUUUCCUUCACGAAAAACAUUGUCAACGCAAGACGGGGAAUUUUUUUUUAUAUUUCUGCAGGAAGCACACUGAGCGUUUUAACUGUGUAACACUUAAAUGACAAAUUAAUUCCUCCAAAAAUUGCUCUUAAAUAGCAGAUUUGUCUCCCAGAAAAACUGCCCUCUGGUCAUUUGUCUUCUCUAGGCAUAGGAUUUUAUUUUUUUUUGCAGUGUGCAAAAUUAUAAAGGGACUAUAGGGAAGGGUUAGCAGCCCUCAGCUCUGCCUCAGUUACACUCCCUCGACGGGAAGCUCUGUUAAAGUUUAUAUCCUGAACAGUGAAAAGCAUAUAAGACGAGAAAAGAGGCAGGAACCACCAUCUGCACGGACGGUGAAUAAUUUGACACCUCGGUGUCUUAUGCAAAAACUGUCAUGCGCUUUCAAAAGCUGGCUGGCCUCCAAGUGUGUGUUUAAUUAAACCUGCUGUCUCCUACAAUGAGGUAAUGUAUAAGACCAUCCAACUGAACACUUAAAGGUUUUUAUUUUUUGGUUUGUUUUGUUUGUUUGAGUCUGUUAACAGCUCGUCUCCAGUGAAGACAAGCGAUGGCGUACCAAGAGAGCUCCGGAGCCACAGCUGAGCUCCGAUCCAAACGUAUGAAUAAAAUGUAAUUCAUAUUAAUUAGCGUUGUCAAGUUCUCCCAGAACAGCUGAACUGCACACAACAGCAGGACAGAGAACAGGAAAUACUGAUUAAAUACAUACAAAUGAACCAACUGAAGGACGCUGUAUGCAUUUCUGUCAGUGGGACCUUUUCCUCUUAGAUGCAUCACACUGCUCCUGCAUGACCGGCUCAGAUGUAAGUAAGAACUGGACUAUUUUUUGUUUUUCCUUAGGUUUCACGUCGUAGAUUACAUCACAGUAAUUGCUGUCAUUGAUUAUGAGCUGUAAAACUUCUACAAAUGCGUCCGCCUUCGUCACCUGACAGAGUUUAUUCACGAGGGAAUGUGACUGACGGAUGAGCCAACUUAAGACAUACCAUUAAGAGCUUAAGUGUGUGAGUUAUCUGGGCAGCGAGCCCAAAUAGCAUCUUAAGCAGCAGGGUGCUUUUACAACCCUAAUCUUCAAACGGACGAAGAUCCCUGUUUAAACGUAUAUAUAAUGAGAGGAGAUUCUGCAUUCAAGCCAACCCUUCCGUCUGUCGCAGCUCCUUCCAGACGACCGUGUAUGUAAGCAAACCCCCCCCAAAACACGCAAAUUCACAAACAUGCCUGUUUAGACGUCUUAAGCAGGGUGCGUGUAAAAUUAAUCUUUGUGUAUUUUUGUUAUUUCUCACACUGCGGUAAGGCCAGGGUUUGAUGAGGAUUUAUUAAACACUAAAUGCAAAAAGAUAUAAGGAGAGAGUUUUGCUAUCUGGGUGUUGAUGAUAGAGGUGUUAAUACGGUGUUACAAGUCAUCGCUCUGUGGUCGCUUGCUUACUGCACGCAGCUGUGCAUCACGAGACGAGGUGUCGGGGAGUCUUUUGUAGUGACAGAUGUGUGAACCUUGUCACUGUACAUCUGUAGAUGAGUUUAAAAUUUUCAUAACAAGUUUAAAUUAGCGCAGAAAUUACACUCUGUUCCUUCUCCGCUGUGCAGCGAUGAGGGCUCUGUUCUCUUUCAGGCACACUGGUGCGCCUGGAGCUAGCUGCCAUUGUUAAGUAACGCCAAUAAAUCUGCUUUAUCAGAGUCUAAUAGACCUGUUAGUAAAUCUAACUCGACAAAACGCCGGACGGGGCGCACUGAACGACCUGUGGUUUCUCUCAUCCUGAAAACCUGUAUUCUAAUGUAAACUAAACCCCUGUCUAUGAUGUGGAGCUUACUAGUGUAACACACUGUGUCCUGCUACUCUGUCGUGGCUUUAAUCUACAGUUUGAUGUCUUUAAUAAUAAACUAUGUUUUCAAAUAUA